GCAUUUCCCAUCAGGCCUAUGGAUUGGGUGUCCAUAACAUCCUUAUUGUUGUGGCGAUAAUCCUCUUUAGUAGUAAUGGAUGCUGUAAUACUGGUAUAUAUUAUUACACUUGCGCUGAAACAUAAAAUACUUCAUUUUUAGGCCACGGUUUGUUUGAAGUAUUAUAUUGUAGAUCAAUCCUUCUCUUUCUCAGUUAUCUAGAGUAACUAAGUUAGCUAGCUAGCAUGUUAGCUGCAAUUACUGUUAGCCUCAAUAAGUUCAGAAACAAGGAGGUCAGCUAGCUAAUUUGCAAGUGUGUACGUAUUGACCUGCGGGCGGGGAAAAAUGGCAAACCUCUUCCAAAGACAAAGUGGGGACAGGAAUCAGAGGGAUGCACGACGAGAGGGGACACUCAGAAGGGCAUGAGCCGAUAAAAACGGAAAAAGGAUAAUGAUUUCGCGAUACAGUAGGAGACUAGUAUCGCACAAUCUUGAGAUUCGGGGCAUAUCCCGAAGCAGCCUUGACCAUCACCCUCUCCCAGAGGAGGAAGACAAUGACUUCCUCCCCCAGCGCCUCCUCCAUGACCUUCAGGAAGCUGUCCCCACUUACAACAGCUCGGAGACGACAUCUGCAGCCUCUCGCCGGUCAGACUGUCCAACGGCCACUACUGGAGACACGACGCGGUCCUGGUCUGGGAUCCACAGCUACACAGGGACGGGUAUCUCUACAGAGAGAAGCUCUGUGUUCUCCUGGGGCUAUGAUGAAUUUGACAAGGCGGCGUCGCAACAGGUGCAGCAGAUGUUUGAGGAGAUUGACGAGGAGCUUUAUGAGGGGCGGGGUGGGGCGCAUCUACGGGGGCUGCAAGAUGAGUGUCAUCAGUGGGCCUUCAGGUUCCCUCACCUACGGAUUCUGGGUAGUCAGCUGGUGUGUCCCAGUGACGAGGGCUUCCAGUGGUACGCCACUUCAGGGGAGGGGACCGGGACAGCCAGCAGCAGUGCAGCUGGACAAAAGGACAGCAUCAGUAGCAAGCCCCAGGACAAGGACAAGCCUGGCCCCUGCACAGAUCUGUGUGUGCAGGGUAGGAAGGCUGUGCUGUCCAGGCCCAGUGCGGAUGUUGACCACCCCCCUGGUACUCCCAGUGGAUCCAGAGGUCAUGACAGGCCCAGGGUGAUCGAGGCUGAAGGCCUGAUGGAGGAGUACCUGGCCUUUGACUGCAGGGAUUUGGAUGACAAGUGGGAGCGGGGCUGCAUGGGGGCUGGUCGGCGGCAGUACGGCCUGCCUCCGGUGUCUCCCUACCGCUGUCACAGACAGGCAGUCCUCGACCUGCUGUUUGACGAUGUGUGGCGAGAGCUGUUUGGCUGGAUGGAGGAGCUGGUCCGCAGGCACUGGGAGGGCUGUGUGUCAGAUGAUGAGAAAAAUGCAGUGAACUUCAGCCCAUCCCAGUCAGAUGCUCAGAACCCUUUCCAGCUCCUGUCCACACUGCCCACCCAGAGCAGGGUGCCCCAGCUAUCAGGAACCCCGCAACCCCAGACCACAAAAUCAAGGGGCUCAAAGCACAAGCCCAGGCGGAAAUCCAAAAAGCUGAAAAAAUCAUCCACUGUAUGCAACUCUCACCUAGAGGCAAAAUGUUGCCGAUCGACGCCAUCCACAGCGUCCAGUCGGGUUACAGUAGAGGCGGCGGUGACACAUCACAACCUCAACGAACUCAUAGUCAUCCACGGCAUCCCCCUGCAGCAGAGGAACCUGGGAUUGAUGGAGAGAGCCCAGUAUGGAGACCAUAAGGACCCUGAGGAGAGGGUGAUGACCCAUAGGCCAGGGUCCACCGUGAUUCCGUCUAGCAAGCCACGUCCUCGCCGGGUGCUAGAGCAGAGCUCCUCCUCCCUGUCCCGCCCUGCCCAGUCGGCGAGACGCCGUAACCUGCCUCCGCGCACCCUUUUGCCCCUGGUUCCCAGCCUGACGCAGUCCAGUGCCGCUGGCUCCAUGGAUGAGGUCAUCCGUGGGACUCGCCUACCCACAGCCAGUGACCGCCUGGCCUCUCCUCCGAUGCCUCUGAGCAGGAACACACUCCUUCCUCCCAUCGGCUCAGGGGACGCUGAGCCCAGGCACUCUGGACAGCACUUCAGACCUACUCAGCGGCAUAGACACUCGUCCAGUCGUGCCCACAGUGCUGUUACAGAUGAGGCAGGUAGUUUGCUUCCUCGGGAUCGGCAUCAUCAAUUGGACGUAUUCUCCCGACCCAACACCACCCACACCUACAGGUCGGACACCCCUUACCGCCGCUCCUUCACGGUGCUGGACAACAUUGGACAGGGACGUCCUGGCAGGGCAUCUGUGGGUACAGACUCUCUGGGAAUUGGAGUGACGGGCAUCAGUCUGGGCAUCAGCAGCUCCUCCUUCCUGGACUCCUUUGCCCACCACACCCUGGGCCACUCCCCCAUUGAAGAUGAGGAGGAGCCUGACACAGAAGCCCCUCAGCCAGCUCUACUGGUGCCUGUUUCAGUCCCAGCAAGCUCCCACAACCGGGGUGGCUUCAUGUCCCGCAGUAGCAGACCUGGGUUGUAGCUGCUUUGACCUCGCCCACCUCCACCUUCUCCAACCCCACUCUCCUCAGCACAGCAGGGUGCAAGCCCUGCUUCCGAUCCCAACGGUGCCCUCAAACGACACUUUAUACAGAAGCAGAUCUUUUGUACAAUGUACUGUUUGGUGUUUUUAUUUAUUGAUGCUUUUUGUUUUUCAAGAGCCUUAUUUUUGUAUUUUGGAACUCAGCUUACCUGGCUGCCAAAGAUAGUAAACUGUCUCAUUUACCACAUGUAUGUUGGUAUGUACUCUACCGUUAAAAAGUUUGGGGUCACUUAGAAAUGUCCUUGUUUUUGAAAGAAAAGCUAUUUUUUUGUCCAUUAAAGUAACAUCAAAUUGAUCAGAAAUGCAAUGUAGACAUUGUUAAUGUUGUAAAUGACUAUUGUAGCUGGAAACUGCAGAUUUUUUUAUGAAAUAUCUACAUAGGCGUACAGAGGCCUUUAUCAGUAACCAUCACUCCUGUGUUCCAAUGGCACGUUGUGUUAGCUAAUCCAAGUUUAUAAUUUUAAAAGGUCAAUUGAUCAUUAGAAAAUUGCAAAAUGGUUAUGUUAGCACAGCUGAAAACUGUUGUUCUGAUUAAAGAAGCAAUAAAACUGGCUUUCCUUAGAAUAGUUGAGUAUCUGGAGCAUCAACAUUUGUAGGUUCGUUUACAGGCCCAAAAUGGCCAAAAACAAAGAACUUCUGAAACUCGUCGGUCUAUUCUUGUUCUGAGAAAUGAAGGCUAUUCCGUGCGAGAAAUUGCCAAGAAACUGAAUAUCUCAUACUACGCUGUGUACUACUCAGCGCCAACUGGCCCUAACCAGAAUAGAAAGAGGAGUGGGAGGCCCCGGUGCACAACUGAGCAAGAGGACAAGUACAUUAGUGUCUAGUUUGAGAAACAGAUGCCUCACAAGUCCUCAACUGGCAGCUUCAUUAAAUAGUACCCGCAUAACACCAGUCUCAACGUCAACAGUGAAGUGGCGACUCCGGGAUGUUGGCCUUCUAGUCAGAGUUGCAAAGAAAAAGCCAUGUCAGACUGGCCAAUAAAAAGAUGAAGAUGGGCAAAAGAACACAGACACUGGACAGAGGAAGAUUGGAUAAAAGUGUUAUAGACAGACUAAUCAAAGUUUGAGCUGUUCGGAUCACAAAGAAGAACAUUCGUGAGAUUCACAAAAAAUGGAAAGAUGCUGGAGGCCUGCUUGACACCAUCUGUCAAGCAUGGUGGAGGCAAUGUGAUGGUCUGUGGGUGCUUUGGUGGUGGUAAAGUUGGAGAUUUGUACAGGGUGAAAGGGAUCUUGAAGAAGGAAGGAUUUCACUCCAUUUUGCAAUGCCAUACCCUGUGGACGGCUCUUAAUUUGAGCCAAUUUCCUCCUACAACAGGACACAGCUCGAAACUUUGCAAAAACGAUUUAGGGAAGAGGCAGUCAGCUGGUUUUCUGUCUAUAAUGGAGUGGCCUGCACAGUCACCGGAUCUCAACCCUAUUGAGCUGUUGUGGGAGCAGCUUGACCGUAUGGUACGUAAGAAGUGCCCAUCAAGCCAAUCCAACUUGUGGGAGGUGCUUCAGGAAGCAUGAGGUGAAAUCUCUUCAGAUUACCUCAACAAAUUGACAACUGGAAUGCCAAAGGUCUGCAAGACUGUAAUUGCUGCAAAUGGAGGAUUCUUUGACGAAAGCAAAGUUUGAAGGACACAAUUACUAUUUCAAUUAAAAAUCAUUAUUUAUAACCUUGUCAUCGUCUUGACUAUUUCCUAUUCAUUUUGCAACUCAUUUCAUGUAUGUUUUAAUGGAAAACAAGGACAUUUCUAAGUGACCGCAAACUUUUGAACGGUAUUGUAUGUACUGUGUACUGUAUCUAUGGUUUGGAUGUAUAUGUGUGAAUGUUUAUUGUCUGUUCUUUUCUCUGAUCUAUCUCUAUACUCUUAAGUGAUUCUAUGCAGGUAAUGGGAAGUCAAACGCAUUUUGCACACUGACACGCUUCGUCAGGCUGCUUUGUACUUUUCUAAGGCCAUGAUUUUUUAUUUUCCCAUGUAAAAAAGACGAGCACAAAACCUCUGGGUUUCACAUAGCAUACCUUAACAGGAGGAGACAAGACAAGCCUUAGACGCUAACUAAAUGGGUAGGUAUUUGGUGUUUUCCUCACAAGCCUUUUUGUGAUGAGGGCUUAGUGUAAGCCACAGUAGACAUGUGAGGGAAUAGAGGGGCUGUAUUAGUACUGGGACAAUUCACCUCACUGCAGUAGAAGCCAUAUGUUGUUUUCAGCAGAGGGACUAGCUGAGCCUAGAUCAGUCAGGCAAUUUUUAUAUAAAUAUGUGAAAGAUGUGUGACUAGAGGGCAUGCAGGUAACAAGUUUUAAUACAAAUUUGACCUUCUACCUUGUCUUAACUUCAAGGUUUUGUGCAGGGAAACGUGUAAGUUUUCUGCUAAAUGUAAUAGGGUUUUAUAAGCACAUUUAUGUUUCUAGUCCCUUGUGCUUAACACAAGAUAUAUUGGCGCCCCUUUGCAUUUCCAAAUUAUGACUGAGAUGGAAGGUUCUUAUGUAUAUUUUCCAAAACAGAACUGCAGGUCCCCUUCUAUUUCUAUGGCUUCAACAACACAGGAGCACCAACUAACAUGGAGGUAUUUGACUUCUUUAUAGAGUUAGGUUGCACUGAAUGGUCUCCCUUGUAGAUGGCAUUAAUAAAGCUUGAAAUGCAGCAUAGUUCUGUAUGGAUUCCUUUUGAAGUUUAUCCCAGUAUUUUAUAUAGAAUAAUAAAGAUGUGUAUUCAAAUACAUAUAAUUAUUGAA
Molecule: messenger RNA, 5318 nt
Organism: Salvelinus fontinalis (brook trout)
Lineage: Eukaryota; Metazoa; Chordata; Actinopteri; Salmoniformes; Salmonidae
Product: protein FAM149B1-like
Exons: 16
Coding region: 430-2541 (703 amino acids)
Biological process (GO): protein localization to cilium; cilium assembly
Source: RefSeq, a predicted model, not a curated record